Messenger RNA from Spodoptera frugiperda (fall armyworm), 1428 nucleotides. It is a transcript of the gene CPG7, whose product is annotated as chorion protein S38-like. The coding region runs from base 157 to 1203 and encodes 348 amino acids. Lineage: Eukaryota; Metazoa; Arthropoda; Insecta; Lepidoptera; Noctuidae. The transcript has 2 exons. The record is from RefSeq and is a predicted model, not a curated record.
UCAGAAACCAGUUCGUUUACUCUCGUUCUCAACGCGUGUUGACCUACACGCGACAUCGAUAUAAAUAUCAUGGAAGUACACGAUAUCAUCACAAACAAGCGUCGCUUGUUACAGUCAACACAAGUUCACGUAGCGGCCAGCGAUUAGCUAGUCACAAUGGCUGCUUUUAUGAAACUGACAUGUUUAUCCAUCCUAUUGAGCAGCACCUACGCCGGCUACCUCCACGGUCACCAUCACGGUGACCAUUCAUCGGGUGGAUACCCCUCACAUUCAUCAUCCAGCUUCUCCCCCAGCAGUUUUCCUGCUGGAUCACUACCCUCUGCGACUUAUUCUGGAUCAGGAUUAGGCCACGGUGGCUACUCUCAUGGUGGCAGCAUCCUUGACACCUCAUUGUCUGGUCCCUCUAUCAGCGGUGGUCACGGAUUGAACCUUGGUUCCGGAUUGAGUAGCCAUGGACUAGGUGGUUCCGGAUUGGGUGGUCAUGGAUUUGGCAGUGGUUCCGGAUUGGGUGGACCCAGCUACAGCAGUGGAUCUUUAAUUGGAUCACCGAGCAUCGGUAGUGGACCUGGAAUCAGUGGACCCGGAAUCAGUGGACCCGGUUUUGACGGUGGUUCUGGACUCAGCGGUGCUGGCCUUGGUGGACCCGCUCUCGGUGGAUCUGGACUCGGAGGAUCUGGAUUGACUGUUCCCGGAGGUGAUGCUCCACCCCCAGGUGCCAAGGCCCCUGUUAUUGAAGAGAUCCAUGGUCUUGCUAAUGGUAACGGUGCUCCUACUCAGUACCGCAUCCGUGAGGAACCUUACCAAGUCUUCAGGGAAGUUACCCACAGAGUGCCCCAGCCUGUGCCCUACCCCGUACCCCAGAGAGUCGAGGUCCCAGUACCCCAGCCCUACCCCGUUCAAGUGCCAGUCGUCAAGAACGUACCAGUACCAGUUGUGAAGAUCCAGCAAGUUAAGGUCGACAAGCCAGUGCCCUACCCCGUCGAGAAGAUCGUGAAGGUCCCAUACGAGAAGAUUGUGAAAGUACACGUAGACAACCCCGUGCCCGUUGAGAAGAUUGUUGAAGUUCCAGUCGUGAAGCUGGUCAAGGUGCCCGUGCCAGUUGUGAAGGAGUACGCCGUCCCAGUCGUGAAGACUGUCCACCACAAGGCUCACAGCCACGGCCACAGCAGCCACGGUCACGGCCACGGUUGGUCCAGCUGGUAAUUCUGGAUAACCAAAGAAAUACAUUGUACAUAGUCUAAUCGUCACAAGCCUAGUCCGGUCUUUUGUAAAUAUAGAUCGCUUCAUAGCUCAUCGUGAGGCUGCAAUCUAGGGUGAUAACUAAGUCAUUAAUUUAGGUGAAUAUACUAACUGUAUGUUCUUAUAAUGUUUGCUGUAAAUAGUAACGUUAUGCUUUAUAACUUUAAAUAAAACAAAAUAUCCAAAGAA